This is a messenger RNA of Pseudogymnoascus verrucosus, 2034 nucleotides long. RefSeq lists its product as uncharacterized. Gene Ontology annotation, cellular component: membrane. The record is from RefSeq and is a predicted model, not a curated record. Gene Ontology annotation, biological process: transmembrane transport. Lineage: Eukaryota; Fungi; Ascomycota; Leotiomycetes; Thelebolales; Thelebolaceae. Gene Ontology annotation, molecular function: transmembrane transporter activity. The transcript has 4 exons. Bases 415 to 1938 code for a protein of 507 amino acids.
AAUCGUUCAAAUUCGUCGUGUUUGAAUGUUUUCUUUUACGGUGGUAUACGGCUCUCUGCUCCUUUUUAAAUGCGACGGAUUGAAUAAUGCUGGCUGUCGACCCCAUGCAUUCAAACUCUUAUGAAGAGUGCAUACGUCAGCUCAGAAUCUCCUCUCAUUGGGCUAAUAGAUAAGGUAUACCGAAGAUGAUCAAGCCACAAACGUGGUUGGGACGUUGACUUAUUGGUCGGAUAUGGCGUAUCUUCCCAUCACCCUGCUCUACUUAUCUCCGUAAUGGCCAGUGCUGAUAGCGACGGGGUUGUAACGAUGUCGGAAUCCAGCGCGCCAUGGGAUAUGAGAUGAGAUGCCUCUUAGAUACAAAUAUAGGGCCCUGCCGAGAGAAUGUCAUUCAUUUCAGAACCCCCAUAGUCUAAAAUGGCCUCCCCUGCAUUGCCCGUGGCAGAAAUAACGACCCAACUAGCAUCUUCUCACCUCGAAAAGAAAGAAGAUGCCACUCCCCUCCAGCUGCUGGAAAUCCCCGGCUAUGACCAAGACCUAAGCUGGUCCAUCCACGAGGAGCGUGUUGCGGUCCGCAAGGUCGACCUCUGUAUCCUCACCUUCAUCGUCCUGCUCUUCACAUUCAUGCAAUUCGAUCGAACCAACAUCUCCGCCGCUCUCACAGACACCCUUCGCACCGACAUCAAUGUAAACACGUCUCAGAUCAACACUGCCCAGACUCUCUUCAUCUUGGGCUUCAUUCUCACCGAAAUCCCAUUCAACAUCAUUACGAAGAAGAUAGGGGCCGAGACAUGGCUACCCAUCACCAUGUUCCUCUGGGGUGUGUGCACAUGGUGCCAGAUCUUCAUGAAGAGCGCUAGUGGCCUAUUUGCCUUGAGGUUCUUCAUAGGUGCUAUGGAGGGCGGAUAUAUUCCUGGAAUGGCACUUUACAUCUCCCGCUACUACACCAACCCUGAACUUGGCCUCCGCUUCGCCCUGUUCUGGGCCAGCAACGCAGUCGCAGGUUCCCUGUCCGGGCCCCUUUCUCUCGGCCUUCUCUCCCUCAGCGGCACCCACGGACUGAAGGGCUGGCAAUGGCUGUUCCUUAUCGAGGGCGCCGUCACCUGCUUCCUGGCUGUCGUGGCAUACCUCUACCUGCCUCAUUCAGCUCCCAAACCAAAGUCGUUCUUCGGAAAGAGCUGGAACAUCUUCACCGAGCGAGAAGCGGCCAUCUUGACCACCCGAGUUCUGAGAGACGACGCAACUAAGGGGUACACCCAAGGCAAGUCGGUCCAGAUUCAAGACUUGAAAGAUACGUUCAUGGAUUGGAAAAUCUAUGGACACGUUGUGUCUGCGUUCCUGUCAAUGCUUAUGAUCUAUCCCAUCAACACCUACGCACCGUCGCUCAUAAAAUCCCUCGGAUUCGGUGGCUACAACGCCAAUGGCCUCAACUCAGUCGGCUCUGUCGUCUCUCUCAUAAUCUCCAUCUCAAUUGCAUGGAAUAGUGACCGUACCCAAGAGCGUGGUUUCCACAUUGCCUUUGGAUUCUGUGUCGGCAUUGCGGGUCUGUUGUGGACUGCCCUGGCGCCAGUUUCCUCUUCGAAAUGGGUUGUUUAUGGUGGAAUCGUCCUCACCCAAGCUGGCAUGGGUUCGACGCAAGCGCUCAACGCAGCGUGGCUUUCGAGUGUAGUAGACGACAGAAAACGACCUAUUGCAUUGGCAAUGUACGUUAUGGGCAUCCAGCUCGCUGGCUUCCCUGGAAAUCAGCUAUUCCGACAGCAAGAUGCUCCGAGAUACAGCAGAGGCUUGAUCAUUGCUGCAGCCUGUGCAGCCGCCGGAGCGGUGAUCGUGUUGGUAUGGAAGGGGAUUUAUGCAUUUGUGGAGAGACGACAAAAUAGGAGCCCUGUGAAUGUCACAGAAAGCCCUCGCAGUGAAGAGAGCGCGUGGGGCGAGAAGAAGUGAAGACUGCUUGUAUAAUAUGAUAUCUCUAGAAUGCCUCUUUAGCGACAAGAACCAAACAUAGGAUUAGAUAGAACGAUGCAAAUCCCUUACCACGAC